UUGAACCAACUUUGGAUUCAUUUUAUUCCAUUUUUUUCAUAUUUUAUCACAUGCUACUAAUGUAGCCCGCUGUGGGAAAUAGUCCAUUGCGAUUUUGGCCAGCGUUGGCAAUCGAUAGAGAUUUUCAAUUUUUGUUUAUAAUAAGAAAUUAUGAAUUAUAAAUAAGAUUUACCGUAAUUUUAAUGAUAAUAUAAUUUUAGAAGGGUAAGUAAGCAUUUAUAAAUUUUUUUAGAUGAAAAUUUGUAAAAAUUAUAAUAUUUAAAAUAUGAGUUUUGUAUAAUGAUAAAUAAUUUGAUUCAUAAGAGAGGGGAGAGAAUUAUCAUAAUUUUAUUUUUUAAAUAUUGUGUUUACAAUUUCAAUUAUAAAAUAAGAUACAAUAUAAACGAUAUCAAAUUUGGAGUCGUUCACUCUCCUAAAUAAAGACGGUAAGCGUCUUGAUGGCAUGUCUAUAACAACUUGGCUCGGUGGCAAAAGACUUGACUGGGGAUUGUUGUGAAAGGAAUAGUGAAAAUUUCGAGAAAAAAAAUUGUAUUUUUCAAAAUCAAAAAAAAUCUAUAUGGAUCCUGUCCCAAGAUUGAGUAGCCUUAGGCCAAACACUUUCUUUAUCCCUAUGAGGCAUACUAGCCCAAGAAUUAGGCAUUACACAACUUCGGCUUAUAUUUAAAAUCUCUUCAUAAUACUCUCUUCCCCAUUGUUUCAUACGUUCAACACCUUGAUGACCUGCAUGUAUCAUAAUUAACACUGCUCCUCUUAAUUUCCAUAGAGCUACUCCACGAUUUCCGCUUACUACACAUUCAUAUACUAUUGUCAAGGAUGUGUUAUGUGUUACCUCACUUCCCGCUGAUAGAAACUCUAACCUCUUGGAACUCCGAGAAAUCCAAAAAAUGCAAUAAAUAUAGACUUGAUUUCAGCUAUAUAAAAUUGGCUCAGGCUUACCCCGACCCCCCAAAAAACGAAUUGUUUUGGCUAACUUCGCCGCGAACAUACUUUUCCGAAAAUCCAAAUGGUCAAAAGAUGCGACACCUCGGGAAUAUUCAGCCCUCUAUCCCUUAUUCAUAUAUCUCGUCAAUCGAGAAUCAGGAUCAUCCAAGAGAUGACACUUUAUCGCAUUCUAAGAAAGCGGCUAAACUCAGAGGAUUAGCCAUGAAUCACUUGACGCAAGAUCAAACGCGAGACACCACGUUUAUUCUCAACAUAGGACAUACCCGUAUCCCGACAUCUACUGAUAAAUACUUGGAUUCUAAUAAAAAAGUUUUAGAAAUUAACAAAUUUAGACCCAAAAGCUUCGAUCCAAUUUUGAAAGAAUUCUCUAACGACACACAGGACACGAAAAUAAACUACCUCAAUAAGAUUUCAGACAAAAUUCUAACUCAAAUUCAAAAUCACUCAAUAUGGAAUCCGCUGAAAAAAUUGACAUCCCAUUUACAUGGUUUACCUCAUUUUAAAAUAGACCACGAUUUAAAUUCUCUCGAAUUUAUAGAUAAUAAUUACAACGAUAGCACAAAUAACGUUUCUGAACGCCAACAUCAAAUUCAAUUAAAGACAACCGGGUUUUUAAAUGAUUCGUUCUUAAACGAAGACAUGGGUUACAACACUGCGGCCGACAUUGUUAGCCCCAAUCAUGUUAUAAAGAGAACAGAGGAAGGAAAAUUUGAUAAACGUGGUCUCCCUGUGAGGUAUAUAGCCCAAAACCAACAGAUUCGUAACAUUUGCAACUCUAUUCCAACGAAUAUUACAUCCCCCGAAAAUGUUUUUGACGAUAUCGAUAUGAGUUUUGUAUUCGUGCACGAAAAUAUUAAAAUUAUUUGGUGCAUGAUACCUAAAUGCGGAACUACCUUCUGGAGAAAAAUUCUGAUGGGAAUUAAUAAAGGGAUUUACAACAUGUCAAUGGUAACGCAACUUCCUUGGCUAUUCACGAAAAAUUCUAAGACCCUCAAUUACCAUAAACAAAAAAACACGCUGGACAUAAUUCAUAAGUAUCCCAAGUUCAUAUUUACACGUCAUCCCUUUGAGAGACUUCACUCUGCCUACAUCGAUAAAAUCUUAGGUUCCAACAAUUACGUCGUUAACGCAGUGCACGAAGAAAUCAAGAAUAUUAUGAGGCUAAAACAUUUGACAGCGAGUAAUCAAAGUAAAGAGGGGAUCAAUUCUAGUAUAGACAAUUCAGAGACAACAAAUACGAAUUAUGGCGGUAAAUUUAAAGUUCUCACAAAUGGAUCACUCGAGGAAGCAUGGAUUAGGCCCCCAUGGUCCAGUAAUAUAAGUGAUGAAGGGAAAGGAGGGAAGGAAGAAGAAGAUUCAGAAGAGGAAGAAGAAGGGAACGAGGAGGACGAUCAUCCGUUAACAUUUUCCCAAUUUCUAUCUUACAUAGUAGAACACGAGAAAUAUUUUCCGGGCAGGUCAAUGAACGCCCAUUGGCAACCUUCCUACAACAUUUGCCAACCUUGUAACAUACCUUACGAUUUUGUGGGUAAACUCGAAAAUAUGAAUAUAGAUGGACAGGUGCUUUUUGACAUGCUUGAAUUUAGUAAACUUAUGCCGUUUCCGGCCGAUCUUAGACCCAAUCAUUCGUUUCGCAAGAUCGGCGAUACCAAAUCCAUAUUUAGAGCAUUAGAUCCCGAAUUGUACAAAAAAAUUCGGCACGUUUAUGAUCAGGAUUUUAAAAUGUUUAAUUAUUCCGACAUGGGAUAUGACCCUUCUAAACCUUAUACUGUUAGCUCGCCCGACUCAAUCAGUUCUGCUGGCUAUGAGGUCAACGAUUCAUUUCACAACGAGGAAGAUAAUAAACUUUAUGACAAUAAACUUUAUGACGAAGAAAAGGAUGAUUUGAACUACGAUGUAUGGACAGAUAAUAAAAGGCCAUUUGAAGAUUAUGUUAAUGAUUAUCAUGACACAGAGGAUGCUGAAAACGAUUUGGAAGACGAAAAUAACGAUACUGAAAACGAAAAAAACGAUAUAGAAGAAGAUGAAUUGGAUGAAUUAGAUGAGGAAAAAUUAGAAAAAUAUGUGAGGGAUAACGAGGAAAUGUAAAAGUUAUCUUAAUACUUAUAUUAUUCAUAUAACAAAUCUGUGAUACAUUUACAUUGAACUAAAUUUAUAUUUAUUGAUUAACAACUACCUAAAUAUGCACUAUAUGAAACUUUGUGGUAUAUUUUCU
Molecule: messenger RNA, 3157 nt
Organism: Gordionus sp. m RMFG-2023
Lineage: Eukaryota; Metazoa; Nematomorpha; Gordioida; Chordodea; Parachordodidae
Exons: 7
Coding region: 814-3030 (738 amino acids)
Biological process (GO): carbohydrate biosynthetic process
Cellular component (GO): membrane
Molecular function (GO): sulfotransferase activity
Source: RefSeq, a predicted model, not a curated record